Messenger RNA from Armigeres subalbatus, 945 nucleotides. RefSeq lists its product as uncharacterized. The coding region runs from base 1 to 945 and encodes 314 amino acids. The record is from RefSeq and is a predicted model, not a curated record. The transcript has a single exon. NCBI's taxonomy places the organism in Eukaryota, Metazoa, Arthropoda, Insecta, Diptera, Culicidae.
AUGCCUCCUCCUCCUCCCAAUCAUGUACCAUCCAUUCGAAGUACUACAGUUCUGCCUCAGUCCUCCACCUCUCAGCCUCGCCUGUCAUCUACUGCAGCUGUUCCAUCCACCAGUGGUGCAUCUAGCACCUACGUACCGACGGCUCUACUUGGGAAUGUUCGCAGUGUCCCCUUGACCGUUUUGUUGCAAACCGCCGUGGUGAAGAUUGCUGAUUAUAAUGGAUAUGCUGUAUGGGGUGCAUUGUUGGAUCCUGCGUCGCAGAUUAAUUUGAUCAUGAAGCAACUCUCGCAAAAAUUGAAGCUUCGGCGACUGAAGACCCACCAUGAGAUCGGAGGAGUUGGAAAUGCUACUGUCGUUUCGUCGUACCUCGUCGAUGCAAGGAUUGAGUCGCAUUGCUCCAGUUUUGUCACAGAUUUCUCUUUCCAUGUACUACCAGGAAUCACUCGUGAGCUACCGGCCAAGGCACUCAACACCAAAGAGUGGAACAUACCUGCUAAUCUCGUUCUAGAUGAUCCCACCUUCCAUCAGCCUGGCCCUAUCGACAUGAUACUAGGGAUAGAAGUCUACUACGAACUCGUCGAAGAAGGCCUAAUUCGUCUAGGUUCCAAUCUACCGGUGCUGCAGAAAACCGUUCUCGGAUGGGUCGUGUCCGGUAAAGCUGGAUCGACACAAUCGGCACAAAUUAGCUUUGUGCAUGUCUGUAACAUCAGUUCACUCGAAAAUCAGUUGGCACGCUUCUGGGAAUUAGAGUCUUGUCAAUCCAGUAGUACAUUUUCCGUCGAAGAAACGCUUCGUGAGGCUCACUUUGUUGCAACCACCAGCCGUGAUUAUACUGGACGAUUUGUCGUUCAGCUUCCGAAAAGAUCAGCAGUCCUUUCAACACUCGGUGAUUCCAAAGAAAUCGAGCGAUUCCAAAGAAAAGAGCGGCGUCUGAAUGCCAAUUGA